AUGGAGAAUUCAGUUGAACAACAAGUUUGUUUGAAAUUUUGUGUUUUGAACGAAAGUUCAUGUGUUGAAGCAUUGAAAAUGGUGGAGGCAUACCAGUGGUAUAAAAAAUUCAAAGAGGGUCGUGAAGUGAUCGAAGAUUUGCCUCGUUCUGGACGUCCAUCAACAUCAAAUACCAAAGAAAACGUGGCAAAAAUCAAGAAAAAUGUGCUGGAACAUCGUCGUAAGACUGAAAAGGCGAUUGCUUGUGACUUGAACAUCUCAAAUGGAUCUGUUCACCAUAUUCUAUAUGAUAUAUUGAGCAUGAGACGCGUUGCAGCUCGACUUGUACCGAAACACCUUGAUUUUUUGAAAUAA
Molecule: messenger RNA, 354 nt
Organism: Teleopsis dalmanni
Lineage: Eukaryota; Metazoa; Arthropoda; Insecta; Diptera; Diopsidae
Product: protein GVQW3-like
Exons: 1
Coding region: 1-354 (117 amino acids)
Source: RefSeq, a predicted model, not a curated record